Molecule: messenger RNA, 5378 nt
Organism: Cercocebus atys (sooty mangabey)
Lineage: Eukaryota; Metazoa; Chordata; Mammalia; Primates; Cercopithecidae
Gene: RNF38
Product: ring finger protein 38
Exons: 12
Coding region: 453-2000 (515 amino acids)
Source: RefSeq, a predicted model, not a curated record
AGGUAUUGGCCGCCGCGGCCGUUGGCUGCAGCGCGAGGGCGGGACGGGCCGCGGGCCGUUGGGAGCCUGAGGGGCCGCACCCGAGUCUUGGGCUAAGGUUUGGCCCGGCCGCCCGGCGCUCUUUGUUCCCGCGGCGGCGAGGAGGCGCGGUCUCAGCUUGGGGAGCCGCCGGCCCGCUGCCCGGCAGAUGGUCUCGCUGUCUCGCUUCCUCGCUCCCUCCCUUUUUGUCGAGACGCAGGUGAAAUGAUGUCACCCAGGAGAACGCGGAACUCGGUCGAAAGGGUCGUCUCUGGCGUCCAUCUACUUCCGUGGGUUUCUGGACAGGCUGCGUUUUGUUCUCAGGGGAUGAAAGUUCUUUCAGGGCUGAAGCGUGAGAGAGGUUGGUUUUUGAAACGGGAGUAUUUCAGGUUAUUGAGGUCCAAAAAAAAAAUAAAGUUUUCGUUUACGUUUGUAUGGAUUGUAAGAUAUCUCCCGGGGCCAAUUCAGCAUCUCUACCUGGCCAUCCUAACAAGGUGAUUUGUGAAAGGGUGAGACUUCAGAGCCUGUUCCCUCUCCUCCCAAGUGAUCAGAACACUACCGUUCAAGAGGAUGCUCACUUCAAAGCUUUCUUCCAGAGUGAAGAUAGUCCAAGUCCCAAGAGACAGCGCCUCUCUCAUUCAGUCUUUGAUUAUACAUCAGCAUCACCAGCUCCCUCACCACCAAUGCGACCAUGGGAGAUGACAUCAAAUAGGCAGCCCCCUUCAGUUCGACCAAGCCAACAUCACUUCUCAGGGGAACGAUGCAACACACCUGCACGCAACAGAAGAAGUCCUCCUGUCAGGCGCCAGAGAGGAAGAAGGGAUCGUCUGUCUCGACAUAAUUCCAUUAGUCAAGAUGAAAACUAUCACCAUCUCCCUUAUGCACAGCAGCAAGCAAUAGAGGAGCCUCGAGCCUUCCACCCUCCGAAUGUAUCUCCCCGUCUGUUACAUCCUGCUGCUCAUCCACCCCAGCAGAAUGCAGUCAUGGUUGACAUACAUGAUCAGCUCCAUCAAGGAACAGUCCCUGUUUCUUACACAGUAACAACAGUGGCACCACAUGGGAUUCCACUCUGCACAGGCCAGCACAUCCCUGCUUGUAGUACACAGCAGGUCCCAGGAUGCUCUGUGGUUUUCAGCGGACAGCACCUCCCUGUCUGUAGUGUGCCUCCUCCAAUGCUUCAGGCAUGUUCAGUUCAGCACUUACCAGUACCAUAUGCUGCAUUCCCACCCCUUAUUUCUAGUGAUCCAUUUCUUAUACAUCCUCCUCACCUUUCUCCCCAUCAUCCUCCUCAUUUGCCACCACCAGGCCAGUUUGUCCCUUUCCAAACACAGCAAUCACGAUCGCCUCUGCAAAGGAUAGAAAAUGAAGUGGAACUCUUAGGAGAACAUCUUCCAGUAGGAGGUUUUACUUACCCUCCAUCAGCCCACCCCCCAACAUUACCUCCAUCAGCUCCUUUGCAGUUCUUAACACAUGAUCCUUUGCAUCAGGAGGUGUCCUUUGGAGUACCUUAUCCUCCAUUUAUGCCUCGGAGGCUCACAGGACGUAGUAGAUACCGAUCCCAGCAGCCAAUACCACCUCCCCCUUAUCAUCCCAGCUUACUGCCAUAUGUGUUAUCAAUGCUUCCAGUGCCACCUGCAGUGGGCCCAACUUUCAGCUUUGAAUUAGAUGUAGAAGAUGGAGAAGUAGAAAAUUACGAGGCCCUGUUAAACCUGGCAGAGCGACUGGGAGAGGCAAAGCCUCGUGGACUGACUAAAGCAGAUAUUGAACAACUUCCUUCUUAUCGGUUCAAUCCUAACAACCACCAGUCAGAACAGACUUUGUGUGUAGUAUGCAUGUGUGAUUUUGAGUCAAGGCAGCUACUUAGAGUCUUACCCUGUAACCACGAGUUCCAUGCCAAGUGUGUUGACAAAUGGCUUAAGGCAAAUCGUACUUGCCCAAUUUGCCGAGCUGAUGCUUCAGAAGUGCAUCGGGAUUCAGAAUGACCAACCUAAGAAGCACAAAUUUAGUUUGGGUGUUCCUCAUCACAUGUAUAUACGGACUAUCCAUUGAACUUAAUCUGUGUGGCUUCCAGCCCUCCCUUUACCAAAAGGGUCAAUGGACCUUUCUUUGCACUGUGUGACUUAAUCAACUAUAAAAGCUUACAAUUAGUCUUCACAGUUAUGGGAUUGUUAUACUAACCGUGUGAUUGGAACUCCAAAGACUUCUUCUUUAGCUUAAUUUUGUGUGUGCACUAACAUUCCCUGGUUUUUGUGUGAUCAUUCCGAGUGUUGCUGCAAGAUUACAGUGGACGUGAUCUUUUAGCAUGUGCUUUUAUAAAAAGUGGUAGCUACAGAUGAUAUAGCAAUCUACCUUAUAUAGAGCCUUCAGAAACUGUGAGUGGAAAUGAAUGCAGCGUAUGACUGUUGGUGAUAAGUGUAUCUGUGUGAGAGUGUGCACAACUACUUGUGAGAGGGCAUGGUAGCUAACGUGUGUAUGAGAUCCUAUAUACCAGCAUGUACCAAGAAUGUGUGUGUAGUUUUAAUUAUGCUGCAAUGUAUAAUCUGGUGUGUUAUUUAAACAGCACUAGUACUGUACACUGGUUUUUUUCCCCUUGUGUUUGCUGUUGCACACUGAUUGCUGAGGGUGCAUCAAUUACAAGCAUUGAAUACUCCAUCCCCUUCCCUCCCAAUGAAUGGAAUGAGAAAAGCCUUCUUCCUUUGCUUCAGGCAGCUGUCACCUUCUCUUUAUUGGUGGUCCUAAGUAGGUCACUUAAGGAAAAAAAAAAGUGUAACAAAAUUCUCACUCCAUGAACCUAAUUUUUUUGAUUCUGUUGUGGAAAUUUUAAAAUCUCCAACUUGCUGUUUCCAAAAAGAAGGUGCAAUAUCAUACAUUAUCAGUUAGCAAUAUUAGCAUUUCAAUCAAUCAAUGAUUUGAAUGUUGAUACUUUUUUUCCUUUACAUUUCCAGUUUCUUACAGAAAGUACCUGUGAUUUUUUUUUAAUGUUUAGAUUUGUAGUCUAUUCUGAAGAUAUUUGAUUAAUAUAUUUCUAAGAAGACCACUAGUUCCAUGAAGUCUCACCUCGUUGACUUCCACCAGAACAAAAUCUGUUAAUUCAGCUUGACUUCUGAUAUGUAUUCUGUGUUCAAGCUCCUGUGGGCAACUAAAUUGUUUUAAGAAAGCUAUAUUUCUGUCCAUAUUAAUUCACUUGCCAGACUCCAGUUCUGAAAGUUGUCUAGUUCUUCCUUCAUCACAUGUGCUUCUCAUCGAAACCCCUGUUUCAGGAUGGAUCAAGUGCUGUUACAGCUCAUGUUCCUUAGACCUGAUUUGUUUUGAUGUUUUAUCGCUUUUCCUUUUAAUAUUUGUUUGAAUGAGAAAAGUUUAAUACAACAGGUGUCCAGAAUACUUGCAGUAUAAAUGAAGAUUUGAUUUUUGUAUAAAAAAUAAUGCUGUUAAACAGGAAUUGACCUUCAUUUAGUUGAUCUAACACAUAGCUGUGUGGGGUUUUUUUUAGUAGGUUCUUUGAGCAUAAUUCAGAUUGUUUAAAGUCAUUUUUCCAGCAGUGUUUAAAUUACUUUCUCAUUCUUUUAGUGUCUUCAACAUUGUCUGCCUCUUCCUGCAGUUGAUGUAAUUGCUUUGUUUGCAAUAGCACAAGCUGCAUUAUUCCAGUCAGGACUGUGAUAACUUGCUGCCAGCCCCACUCAACUUUCAGUUGGUUCUGUGUCAGUUUUCCACUCAGUGUUAACUACUUGUUACUGCCAUGCUGCUUGCCCUCCCUUGAAGUGUCUAUAAGCUCAUCACAGCCUAAAGUUAAGUAAAGUCAAUUCACAGAAGCACAAUUUUGCCCUUUUUGAGACACUGUUGCCUCUAUCUAGUCGUACACGUAGGGUUUUGCACACUCUGUUUGCCCUUAGGUUGUCAGUGCAUCAGAAAUACAUCUAAACAGUGGUAAAAAUGCACAUGUUACUUUUAAGUCAUUAGGAUAUCCCUCACCUGUUCCUGAUGAAUAAAAAGUGUGUUAAAGACCAAAAUUCUUGGCAUAAUAAUCAGCUACAUACAAAUCACGUAUAGUUUAAUCUUUUUUUAAAGAAAAAAAAAUCAUGUUUAAAAUGGCAAAAGCCCAUCUUAUACACUUUUAUAUAGCUGCAAAAAAUUUAUAUCUGUACAGAUCUAACAUAACACUACUACACUCAGUAUUCAUUUUAUUGAAGCAUGCAAGUAAAGCACUUUUUCUAAUUUAUAUAGAGAUACCUAAUUAACACGGCACAUUGUACUAAUGACUAGGAGUAGCAGCUUUUUCUUCCCUCCCUCUAUGAAUUCUUAUAAUGUCCCUUUUUCUGUAAAUUUUUGAGAGGCAGUUGGCAAUUUCGGAGGCAGCAGGGUCUGUUUUGGUAAAGUCUUGAAUUUCGUUGUUGCACUCUUGUGACUGAUCUCUCUGUGGGAAUGUCUUUUCUUUGCAUGGGGCUCAUUAGAGAUGUGUGCAGACUUGCUUAUUGUGGUUAGUGUGUAUCAGGAAUACACACACACACACACACACACACACACACGUAUUCUGACCAGCUCAGGCUUGCCACAGUGAGCAGCUUUGUGGCUAGCAAAAGAGAACAGUUUAUUUGUGCCCAGCCAUUGUCACCUUGGGUGAUGCACCAGAUAGCAGGCAGAUGUUGGUUCAUGGCCUUCGUCCUCUUUCCUCCUAAAAUAAUAUUGGCUUUACCAUCUUAACUCAGCUGUGGGUUUUUUGUGGGUUCUUGCUUGUUUUUUGGCAUGAAUUGUCAUCUUUGGUGUUUUUUUUUUUUUAACCCCCACCCCUCAAAAAAGUAAGGCCUCCAGGUAUCAAGAUCUCAUAUUAGGAUUUUCUGUCCUUAACUUUUUGAGCAAAAUCUGGAAAAUGUGAAAGCAUAUUUAGAUUUUAUAUACUAUCUGAAAUGUGAUUUGUUAAGAUUCUUAAAUUUGGGCCUCUUAGAAUAAUUUUGAAUGAGAUCUACUGACUCACUUGUGAGAAUAUUUUUCGCAGAUAUCUUUCGGCCUUUUCAUUAGAAAGCUGUUUGUCCCCCUGUUGGUACAUUUGGUUACCUCAUUUUGCCGUUUGUUUCCGAUUGUGAAAGCUCACAGGGGUGUUUUUCGGAAUCAUUUGCUGAGUCAUUUUCUCAAAUCAUAUUCCAUUGUAUCAGUUAACAUAUAGUUUUAAAUGUAUGUAUUAUAAAUAUCUGUAACCAAAUCAUUUGAAGGCUUGAUAAAUUUUUAACAAAGUUUGUACAUUUUUUAUGAAAGUUACUAGUAAUGCUUUACUAAGUAGUGCAAUGAAUUUUUAUUUUUAAUCCCUGUGCCCAAUUUUGGAGUUGAGAGGGUUGUUGGUAAUAAAUGUAUGAUGUACACUUAAAACA